Molecule: messenger RNA, 2463 nt
Organism: Culex pipiens pallens (northern house mosquito)
Lineage: Eukaryota; Metazoa; Arthropoda; Insecta; Diptera; Culicidae
Gene: Alg12
Product: probable Dol-P-Man:Man(7)GlcNAc(2)-PP-Dol alpha-1,6-mannosyltransferase
Exons: 6
Coding region: 274-2319 (681 amino acids)
Biological process (GO): protein N-linked glycosylation
Cellular component (GO): endoplasmic reticulum membrane
Molecular function (GO): alpha-1,6-mannosyltransferase activity
Source: RefSeq, a predicted model, not a curated record
CAGCCGUCGUCGGUACGUCUCGUCCGGUGCAGCAGUUGCCCGACUCGGAUAUUUUUGUUCAAUUUUGGUUAUUUUAAGGGGCCACCCUCUCUGUCUCGCGUGCCGAGUUUUUUUGAAUAAGUUGGGGCGAGGGUCGGUCCAGGAUAUGGCGUAAUCCCGGGUGACGUCCCCCAGGCCAGGUGAAAAUAGACUCUUAUUGAGUUAGCCACGCUUCAGUAGCAAGCCAUUUACGUUGGAUUUGAAUUUUGCUCGUAGCCGGAAAUAACGUCAAAGAUGGCCUUGCUGGUGUUCUUGAUUGCAGCUGCCCACUGCGUUUACACGCCGUUCACGAAAGUCGAGGAGAGCUUCAACUUGCAAGCCAUUCACGACCUGCUGUACCACAGGUGGAACAUAACCGACUAUGACCACCUCGAGUUUCCCGGGGUGGUUCCGCGGUCGUUCCUGGGCCCGAUGGUGGUUACGUGCCUGGCGACGCCAGUGGCCACCGCACUCGAGUUUUUCGAAGUGAACAAAUUUUGGAUGCAGUACGUCGUUCGCUUCAUCCUGGCCGGUAUUGUCGUGUUCGCCUGGAACCAGCUCCGGGUCACGAUCCACAAGCGGCUUGGCGUGUCGGUGUCGCUGUGGUACAUCAUGAUCACGAUCACCCAGUUCCACUUUAUGUUCUACAUGAGCCGCCCACUGCCAAACAUUAUGGCCCUGCCGCUGGUCCUACUGGCCAUCAACUACUGGAUGACACGAUCGAUGAAGCUGUUCCUCGUGUGCUCCGGAGCGGCCAUUAUUAUCUUCCGAGCGGAACUGGCCAUGCUGCUGGGACUGUACCUUCUCUACGAUCUUUACUACAAACGGGUUAAACUGGAAACCGUGCUGAAAGUGGCCAUCCCUGCCGGAAUUCUCCUGGUCGCGCUGACCGUCACCGUAGAUUCGUUCCUGUGGCGGCGGCUCCUCUGGCCGGAAGCGGAAGUGUUCUGGUUCAACACCAUCCUCAACAAGAGCUCCGAGUAUGGCACGUCACCCUUUCUGUGGUACAUCUACUCCGCGCUCCCACGAGCCAUGGGACUGUCGAUUCUGUUUGUGCCAUUUGGGCUCUACGUUGAGACCCGGAUACGAUCGCUGGUCAUCCCGGCGAUCGUGUUUGUGCUGCUCUUCUCGACACUUCCCCACAAGGAACUCCGGUUCAUCAUCUACGUGUUUCCUCUGUUCAAUGUGGCCGCAGCUUGUGCCUGCAACCGGAUAUGGAUCAACCGGCAAAAGACCAUCAUCAACAAGUGCAUGGCGUUCGUGGCCAUGGGCCACCUGCUCGGCAAUGCCUUCCUUACGAUGUUCCUGCUGCUGGUGGCCGGAACCAACUAUCCCGGUGGAGUCGCCAUCUCGAGAUUCCACCGGUUGGCGGCGGGCGAAACGGGCGUUACAGUUCACAUUGACAAUCUGGCCGCCCAGAGUGGCGUGUCGCGGUUUUCGCAGAUCAACUCCGACUGGAUCUACAGCAAAGAGGAGCACCUGGUGCCGGGAAACGACCGGUUGCAUCAGUUCCACUACCUGUUGACCGAGGCCCGGGACAAGUACUCGGACGAGAUGCGACUGCUCAGUCAAACGCACGACAUCCUGGAGUUUGUCGAGUGCUUCAACAGCAUCGGGCUGCAGUACAAGUCGGUGCUUCCGGUCAAGAUCAAGACGAAGCCGUGCAUCUUUAUCAUGCAGCGCAGGGACGAAGUCGAUCCGAAUCGCAUCCGGUUGACGUUUGACGACGUGUUGCAGGAGGCGACGACACCUAUCGGUGGGAGCGGGUACUUUGCCGAUCCGGAAUUCCCACCCAUAGAGGUCGUUGGAGCGGCGGAGGAGGAGGAAUUUGACGACGAAGACGAAGCAAUAGAGGAAGUCGAAGAUGAAGAUGAAGAGCAGGACGAAGACGACGAACCAGCUGACGAACCACCCCCAAAAGCUAGCCCAAAACGUGACAAACCCGCGGAGAAACCAUCCCGGAAGCAACGCUCCAAGGCACGACAACGAAUCAAGGAAAUUCUCGAGGAAAACGCUCACCUUCUGCGCGAAGACGACGGCCACGAAGCGAAAGAGGUGAAGCGGGCCCGCGUGACGUCCUACCUGCAGAAGGCCACCUCGUCGGCCAAGCUCAGGAAGGCACAGAAGAUCAUCAAGGAGGAACGACUCCGGCAGGUGGCGAACGAUCUCACCAAGCUGGACUUUAGCGAGCUGUGCAAUCUGGACCGGAUGUCCACGCGGGAGUGCCUGAAGACGAUCAUCGACCGGCAGUACGGCGGGGAAGCGGGCGACGAAGCAGGCGACGACGACGACGAUGAGUAAGGUAAUUAGACAGAGGUGGGACUUUUUUGACAGCUAUCGGCAUAAACAGGGUGGCCAAAUCAAACGAUUUUAAAAGACGCAAAAAAUUGGAUGCCUUUUUAGCGAAAUAAAACGAUCUGUAAUUAUUUGUUACCAAAAAAAUAA